Cyprinodon variegatus (sheepshead minnow) is the source of this 1297-nucleotide messenger RNA. RefSeq names its product cell adhesion molecule 2-like. The annotation marks the transcript as partial. The record is from RefSeq and is a predicted model, not a curated record. The transcript has 9 exons. Lineage: Eukaryota; Metazoa; Chordata; Actinopteri; Cyprinodontiformes; Cyprinodontidae.
GGAGCUGCACUUUGCCGACGAGCAUUUCUGCCGUCCUGCUUCAGCACAGUCACCACUGCCCCCUCUGAUCAGCCAAAACACGCAGCGACUCCUGAGUUCAUCAAUGUAACUCGGGUCAGUGAGAAACUGCACCGUUCAGCUGGAUAAGUCCAAUCCCCACCGAAGAGAGAGAGAAGAAUAAGAAAAAAAAAGGAGAGAGUGGAGUGUUGGCGUAAAAAUUGUGAAGGAAAAGAGAAGAAUAUGAUGCUCAAGCAGCACCUGAUCUUCAUCCUCUACAGCCUCUGUUCAAGCGUCUUUAAAGUGGCUGGAACAAAAAGCAAAGCGAAAGGUAGCCAAGGUCAGUUCCCCAUCACGCAGAAUGUGACGGUGGUGGAGGGGGGCACAGCCAACAUGACCUGUCGUGUGGAUUACAAUGAUAACACUUCCCUCCAGUGGUCAAACCCUGCACAACAAACUCUGUUUUUUGGGGACAAGAAAGCUCUGAGAGAUCACAGAAUUGAGCUUGUAAGAGCCACGUCACAGGAGCUCACCAUCAGAAUCAAUGACGUCAGCCUGUCAGACGAGGGCCAGUAUACAUGCUCACUCUUCACCAUGCCUGUCAAGACAACUAAGGCUUUCCUCACUGUUUUAGGAGUGCCAAGUCGACCAGAAAUCACAGGAUUUACCAAGCCAGCCAUGGAGGGAGACGAAAUCACCCUGACAUGCACCACAUCAGGCAGCAAACCUGCUGCCAACAUUCGGUGGUUCCGAAAUGACAAGGAGGUCCAAGGAACUACAGAGGUCAAUGCUACAGGAAAAUCCUUCACAGUAAGAAGCAGCCUCUUGUUUCAAGUGGACAAACGGGAUGAUGGAGUCGCAUACACCUGCAGUGUGGAACAUGUGUCUCUGUACAAACCGUACAUGACAACUGAGGUCCUGGAGGUUCAUUAUGCUCCACAACUGGAAAUCACACAUUCACUGAUAAUUCCACAGGAAGGACAAUACUUCAAACUGGAGUGUGUUUCCAUAGGCAACCCAAUACCCGAACCAGUGCUCUGGUCUAAAGAUGGAGGAGAGCUGCCAGACAUUGAGCGUAUGAUUGUGGAGGGCAGAGAGCUCACCAUCACGACACUCAACAAAACAGACAAUGGCACAUAUCGCUGUGAGGCCAGCAACCAUAUGGGGACCAGCUUUGCUGAGUAUAUUCUGUUUGUAUAUGUGAUCAGUGGAUUUAACCUUCGACUGCUGACAUGUUUGCUGUCUUUCACCAGUCUAUUUCUUGUUGUAGAAUUAUUAACACUUGCUUUUACCAAGGAGA